GGUUGAGGGGCGGGGCCUAUACGGAUCAUGCGCAGAGCGGAAACGUGGAUGCGGAUACCGCUGCUCAACCAUGGGUGCUCCGGGAGGAAAAAUCAACCGGCCGCGAACGGAGCUGAAGAAGAAGCUGUUCAAGCGACGGCGUGUGCUGAGCAGGGAGCGGCGACUGAGGCACCGUGUGGUCGGAGCCGUGAUAGACGAAGGGCUGAUCACAAGGCACCACCUCAAGAAGCGCGUGAGUGCCAGACCCUCUCCCCCUUGGUCCAGUGCACGUGCCAACAUUACUCUAUCCGGGAAGAAGCGCAGAAAACUCCUCCAGCAGAUCCGACUUGCCCAGAAAGAAAAAGCAGCAAUGGAAGUGGAAGCCCCCUACAAGCCAGCCAGGACUAGUAAUUCACAGCCAAAAUUGAAAAAGAAGCCAAAGCCCCCCCAGGAUGUAGACAUGGAGGACCUCGAAAAUCAGAGCUAAGUUUCACACCCCUCGCACCAGAAGAUUCUCAGCUGGAGCCAGGAGGAGACUCGAUGGUUGUUUCAAAGGACUUUGGAGAAAGCGUUGCUCCUUUUCACUCUCCCCAGAUUCCUCUUCCCUGAUGGCUUAGUGACCUGACCUGGAGGGAUGUAUGGAGAGGGAGAGGGUGGAAAAGAAAGAUUGGAGAGGGGGGCUUCCUGAUGAGUCCACUCCAUUUGUAAUAAAGCCCUAGAGUUCUCAUCAA
Molecule: messenger RNA, 710 nt
Organism: Phacochoerus africanus (Common warthog)
Lineage: Eukaryota; Metazoa; Chordata; Mammalia; Artiodactyla; Suidae
Gene: C4H11orf98
Product: chromosome 4 C11orf98 homolog
Exons: 4
Coding region: 71-466 (131 amino acids)
Source: RefSeq, a predicted model, not a curated record